CAAAAGGGGGGAGAGUGCUCUCCGUUUUAAAUGACCGCUUUAUACAGUUUGAAGAAAAAAAAUAUUUUUUUUUCCACUAUUUUUGUCGCUAGUCAACCUGUAUACAAAUGUCCAGCACAGUAAGUCAUUCAUUGCAUACAAGACCUAAAAGAAGGGUUUUCUCAAUUGUAAAGUCAGGAAGAACAAGCUGCCUUGAUGAAGCAACCCGAGUGGUACAUCAAGGCUCAGGAUUACUGGAACGGUGUGACACCCACGGUCGAUGGCAUGUUGGGAGGUUUUUCUGUGGUUGAUCCUGUGGAUGUCAAGGGUUCACUUAAGUUUAUUGAUGAAUUUAUUCAUGGACCUCAAGCGGUGUUGACGGAUGGGUAUGCGUGUGAUUGUGGAGCCGGGAUUGGCAGAGUCACCAAAAACUUUUUACUCCAAGUGCCGUUCCAAAAGGUAGACCUUGUAGAGCAAGCGCAAGUCUUUUGUGAACAGGCUGAAAAGGAAUAUUUGGUAGAGGAGAUCAAAGAGGGUAAGGUGGGACAAGUGAUCUGUCAAGGCUUACAGGAUUUUCAACCACAGAAAGGCAAAUAUGAUUUAAUUUGGUGCCAAUGGGUUUUAGGCCAUUUGACCGACGACCACUUGGUGGCGUUCUUUAAGCGUUGUGCAGAAGGAUUAAAAGAAAAUGGCUUGAUUGGUGUCAAGGAGAAUAAUGCAUCUGGUCAAGCCCUUGUGGAUGAUGAGGAUAGUAGUAUCACACGACCCAACGAUGAACUGAAACGUUUAUUCAAAAAAGCCGGAUUAACUUUAAUCAAGGAAGAUUUACAACGUGGAUUACCCCAAGGUUUAUUUCCUGUUAGAAUGUACAUGCUUAAAAAAUAAAAAAAUUUAUUUCAUCUUUAUGGUGGUAGCAGCACUAGAACUACUACUUCCAUCUGAUGAUCGAAUUGAA
Mucor mucedo is the source of this 934-nucleotide messenger RNA. Its product is annotated as alpha-N-methyltransferase NTM1. Gene Ontology annotation, cellular component: cytoplasm. NCBI's taxonomy places the organism in Eukaryota, Fungi, Mucoromycota, Mucoromycetes, Mucorales, Mucoraceae. The transcript is spliced from 2 exons. The record is from RefSeq and is a predicted model, not a curated record. Gene Ontology annotation, molecular function: N-terminal protein N-methyltransferase activity. Gene Ontology annotation, biological process: N-terminal protein amino acid methylation. Bases 196 to 864 code for a protein of 222 amino acids.